This is a messenger RNA of Caenorhabditis auriculariae, 2095 nucleotides long. The record is from the annotation of a GenBank genome assembly. Lineage: Eukaryota; Metazoa; Nematoda; Chromadorea; Rhabditida; Rhabditidae.
AUGAAUGUGCACCUUGAAGAUGUCAGCUACAUUUUUGAUAGCUUUGGAAAUAGCGGUACAGUUGGAAAUUUUCAAAAAUCGGUGUUUUCAGUGCAAAUAUUGCUUUUUUAGGUCAAUAGUAAGUUCAAAGCUAAAUUUCGGUUGCACGGGUUCGGUAAAAGUUGAACAAAACUAUAUCAAUUGUUACCUAGAAGAUGUCAGUUACAUAUAUAAUAGCUUUGAAAACUGCGGGAUUGUCGGAAGCUUUUAAAAACCAAUCUUUUCAGAGCGAAUCGCGUUUUUUCAAGCCAAAAUAGAGUUCAAAACGAAAUUUCGGCCGAAUAUGUAGCGUAUAGGUCUCUUCAAACCCCUUUGAAUGUUACAAAACAUACUGUAGUUAUAAUCUAAAAAAGUUUUACACCAAUAUCUAACAGAAGAAAAAUUAGAAAAAUCGUCAACCAUGACCAACUCUCGCCGCAAAGUGCCAAGUUGCACGCGUUCGGAGUGAAAUCUCGAGAUGACGGGUUUAGAAAUUCGAACUUUUUUUUGUGGCAUUGUUUAGAACAUACUACAAGACAUAAUCCAUAUAAGUAAUUACGAUGCGAUUCUAUGCCCACGACCAGGGUGACCGAAAAACCGACUUUCCAAAAACAAAAAUUACCGCAACUCAAAAAUUCCUACAGUAACCGAAGAUGUUAUGUACUAAAAAAGUUCCUAAAAUUUUAUUACCUAUCGAUUGAUAUAUCACUUGCCUAGUAAUACCUCUUCAAUACUUAGAUACGCAGGUGCCCACCUGCCUACCGUAAUCCGGCUACAGUAAGAGGAAAUGGCUCAAAAAGUUGCGUCCGCAUUUCUGAUGAUGGGUUAUCACACUGGAUAAAGUUUCAUCAAAAUCAAAAAAUAAAAUUUUUUUUUGUACCCGUUGCUUUUGAAACUUUUUGAAAAUUACAGAGACAGCGUGUUAAGCAGCGCCUAAACUCGUUUUAAGCAGCGCCUAAACUCGUUUUAAGCAGCGCCUUAACUCGUUUUUGGCAGCGCCUAAACACGUUUUAAGCAGCGCCUAAACGCGUUUUUGGCAGCGCCUAAACACGUUUUUGGCAGCGCCUAAACACGUUUUAAGCAGCGCCUAAACACGUUUUAAGCAGCGCCUAAACACGUUUUGAGCAGCGCCUAAACACGUUUUAAGCAGCGCCUAAACACGUUUUGAGCAGCGCCUAAACUCGUUUUAAGCAGCGCCUAAACGCGUUUUGAGCAGCGCCUAAACACGUUUUAAGCAGCGCCUAAACACGUUUUAAGCAGCGCCCAAACACGUUUUUGGCAGCGCCUAAACACGUUUUUGGCAGCGCCUAAACACGUUUUAAGCAGCGCCUAAACUCGUUUUAAGCAGCGCCUAAACACGUUUUAAGCAGCGCCUAAACACGUUUUUAAGCAGCGCCUAAACACGUUUUUAAGCAGCGCCUAAACACGUUUUUUUGGCAGCGCCUAAACACGUUUUUUUGGCAGCGCCUAAACACGUUUUUUUGGCAGCGCCUAAACACGUUUUUAAGCAGCGCCUAAACACGUUUUAAGCAGCGCCUAAACACGUUUUAAGCAGCGCCUAAACUCGUUUUAAGCAGCGCCUAAACUCGUUUUAAGCAGCGCCUAAACUCGUUUUAAGCAGCGCCUAAACUCGUUUUAAGCAGCGCCUAAACUCGUUUUAAGCAGCGCCUAAACGCGUUUUUGGCAGCGCCUAAACACGUUUUUGGCAGCGCCUAAACACGUCUUCUAGCGCCUGAGAAAAACAAAACCAGUCAAGCCGUACCAUCGGAGCUGGCGGCGAUGUGCAGCAGCUGAGGAGGACAGCAUCUACGUCUUCUCACACCUGAGAAGGACAGAACCAGUCAAGCCGUAUCAGCAUCGGAGCUGGCGGCGAUGUGCUGCCGCUGAGGAGGACAGAACCCCCGUCCUCUCACACCUGAGAAAAAAAAAACCAGUCAAGCCGUACCAUCGGAGCUGGCGGCGAUGUGCUGCAGCUGAUGAAGAUAUCUUCGACGUCUUCAACGUCUUUAAAAAGAUGAACCGUCAGGCCUUCGGCCACAACGUUUUUCUGCACUGUGAACUGAAUCCUAUCGGUUAG